ACUUUUAAUUUUUGACAGCAUAGCAUAUAUUUUAUCAUCUUAAAUAAUUUGGAAUUAUUUAUUUUUACAAUCGAAAUUAUAUAUUGCUGCAACUAAAUAUAAAUAUAAAAAAAUUUUACCCACCGAAUUUUUUUACAAUAAAAAAAUGCUUCCGUCUAGCUCGAGAGGGACCGUUUACAUCAAUCCAAAUUUUAAAACAACUCAUAUCAAUCCAAAGUUUUUAAGAAAUGGUGUACCAAAUUCAAUUCAUAUCAACCCAGCAUUUUUGGAGAAACAGCAAACUGAACUAUCAGAAGAUUGCAACGCGGAUAGUUUACCCUUUGAAGAAACAUUAUCUAAUCAUACAGAUAAUAUUAUUCUAAAGAGUUCAAAAAAUAGUCAAGAUUAUGUCAAAAAUACUGAAGCAAAAAUCAUACCAAAAUCAAGGACAAAAUUAAUUAGGAAAUCCAAUAAUACUGCAACCGCAGAUAAAUUAAAGAUAUCAGUUGCCAAUACUGAAAGUAGUGGAAAAUUAUUAAAAAUUGGACUUCGAAAACUAAUUAGAUCUGAAAUAAAAGAGAAACCUGUUAUUGUGAUUAAUAAUUUCUCAAAGCAAAAUUUACAAAAACUUAAUCUCAAAAGCAAAAGUGUAGAUAUUUCUAGUGCAAUUAAAUUAAAAGACUCUACGCAAAAAUAUAAGAUUGAUAGAAGAAUAAUUAUAAAGCCGUCGAAGUUUUUGAAUGUAAUUAAAAAGAAGUCCUUCGUGUCACAAUUUGCUUUGUGUCGUAAUAACAUGAAGUUAACUCCAAAGAAAGUAGCUAUAGCGCAGGAUAAUAUUUUUAAAAAGAUAUUACCAAAAGGAAAUAAUAUUUUAUCUGCUAAUUUGAAAUUGGAGUUAUUAAAUAUUAACGGGGUUUUGUAUAAAUCCACAAGAACGAAAUUGCAGCGUAGUACAGCUAAUGAGAAACGAAGCGUGGAUUCCCAAAAACCAUAUUCUAAUGUUGGAAAAGAAUCAAAUGGUGACAGAGUAUUAUUUGUACGUGGCAAUAAAUUUGUUCUCGAUAAAUCUGGUUUAAAACUUACAAAAAUUCAACCAAAAGAUAUUGCGAUUGAACAAGGAAAUAUAUUGAGGAACAAAAUGAAGAGAAUUGAUAUAGGCGGAUUAACUUAUGUGGCUAAAUCUAAUAAUGUUUUUAUUAGAACUGAUAGACAUGUUACUAGGAAUUAUAUAAGUACAACAAAGCAAAGAAGUAUUAAUACUUUGCAUAACCGAAUGGUUAAAACAAAUAUACCAUGUCCAAUUUAUCGCAAAAUUGGAAGAUGUGGUUCAUUUGAAAAAGGAAAAUGUCCAAAAGUACACGAAAAAGAACAUGUAGCAAUUUGUUCAAAAUUUUUAAAAGGCGAAUGUACAAAUGUUAAUUGCUUAUUGUCACAUAAUGUUAAUUUCUCAAAAAUGCCGGUUUGCAAGUUCUUUUUGCAAGGGUGCUGUGUUAAAGAAGACUGUCCUUAUCUCCAUAGAAAAAUGGGGAAAUCGGUUGAAAUAUGCUCAGAGUUUUUAAAAGGUUUCUGUAUUUUAGCCGAAAAGUGUUCAAAGAGGCAUGAGUUUUUGUGUCCGGAUUAUGAAAGUAAAGGGAAAUGUGAAAAAAUUAAAUGCAUGUUUUGUAAAAAACGUGUUAAAGAAAAUAUUGUUAAAGGAGUAAAAUCAAUUAGAAAUGAAAAAGAAGAAAAGAUAAUUAAAUUAGAAGAAAAGGAAAGUGAAGAAAUUUCUAAAAAUAGUGAAUUAGGUCGAUAUUUCAUUGAACAAAAUGAAAAAAGGAAUACUAGUUGUCCAAAUUUAGACUACAAAACUGGAUCGUAUGAAUCAUCUUUAUCUUGUAGUGAUGUAAGUGAUACCGAAAAAGAGGAAGAUGUAGAAACCAAAGGUUUGAAGCGCCCAAAAUUAGGAAUACUUCCUGCUUACAUACCAUUAUGAUAAUUCUAAUACAUAUUUAAUAAAUAUUUGAGAUAACAUAAUAAAGUGUUCAAUUUGAUGAGAUUUAUUUUUGUGGUCUGUGAUCAAUUUCGAUAUCGAGAGCAGUAAGGUAGGUAGUAUUUUUGCAAAAGUUAAUUUAUAUAUGGAAUAAUAUAUUUU
This is a messenger RNA of Condylostylus longicornis, 2110 nucleotides long. RefSeq names its product zinc finger CCCH domain-containing protein 3 (gene ZC3H3). The transcript is spliced from 5 exons. Gene Ontology annotation, cellular component: nucleus. Gene Ontology annotation, molecular function: metal ion binding. The coding region runs from base 146 to 1951 and encodes 601 amino acids. The record is from RefSeq and is a predicted model, not a curated record. NCBI's taxonomy places the organism in Eukaryota, Metazoa, Arthropoda, Insecta, Diptera, Dolichopodidae.